AUGGAUCACACUAGAGAUGUCAUCAAAAGCCAAAUGGCUGAGUUGAAGGACCUCAUGAAGGAUAUCGCAGCCCUCAAUACCGAGCUGAAUAGCGCGGCUCCUCAUAAACAGAUUGAGUUGUGCUUAAAAAUGAUGGAAAAGACCUCCCAGAUUAAGACUCUCAAGGAAGACACUCAGCGCAAGAUUGACACAAUGGACGUCCACCGCAAAAAGACUCUCGCUCACCAGCUUCGCGAAAUUACAAAAGUCAUAGGUUAUGAUUGA
This is a messenger RNA of Penicillium crustosum, 264 nucleotides long. RefSeq lists its product as uncharacterized. The transcript has a single exon. The record is from RefSeq and is a predicted model, not a curated record. Lineage: Eukaryota; Fungi; Ascomycota; Eurotiomycetes; Eurotiales; Aspergillaceae. The coding region runs from base 1 to 264 and encodes 87 amino acids.